AUGGCUAAGCAGAAGGCCGUGGCUCAGAUUGACGGAGACUGGGAAGAGCCAUAUAAUGAGUUACUGCAAUGGCUGCUAGGUGUGCAGAUGACGAUGCCAGGUAGUGUUGCAGUGUUGAGGACGAGUCCUGUGCGACUGGGUGGCCAAGUCGAUGAGUCGCAUGCUUAUUUCCACCGUCUUUUUUGGACAUUCCCACCAUGUAUCGAGGCCUUCCAACAUUGUAAGCCUCUGGUUAGUGUUGACGGGACCCACUUGUACAGCAAAUAUGGUGGUACACUGCUGGUUGCGAUUGCUCAGGACAGCAAUUCCAAUAUCAUCCCUGUCACAUUCGCCCUUGUGGUGGGUGAAAAUGCAGAGUCGCAAUUAUUUUUCUUAUCCCACCUUCGACAACAUGUAAUGCCUCAACCAGGUAUCUUGGUCAUAUCGGAUAGGCAUAACGGGAUCAAGACUGCACUGGAGGCUCCUUAUGGGGGUUGGCUUCCACCUAAUGCAUACAUGGCAUUUUUUAUCCGAUACGUGGUGGCAAACUUUGCCCUUAGUUUUAAGGGCAAGGAUGCUAGGAGAUUUCUAGUCAAUGUUGCUUAUGCAAAGACCGAGGUCGAGUUUGACUAUUGGUUUGACAUCUUCCGCUCUGAAGACUUGGCCAUGUGUGACUGGCCUAAUUGGAUUGACUAUGCACGGUGGACUCAGCAUCGCGAUGAAGGUAGGAGGUUCGGGUAUAUGACUACGAACAUAUCCGAGUGUGUAAACUCGAUUUUGAAGGGUGUAAGGAACCUUCCGGUUUGUUCAUUGGUGAAGUCCACCUUUGGGAGAUUAGCAGAGCUUUUUGUUCAUAAAGGAAGAGAAGUAGAGGCACAAUUAGGAAUCGAGAAGCGGUUUAGUCAGCAUUUGAUGAAGGCAAUUAAGGCUAAUCUGAAGGCCUCAAGGUGUUUCACGAUGACUUUGUACGACAGGGUCACAGGGAUAAUUCUGAGUUCACCAUGGUUGAGACAACACCGACUGACAGCUUUUCACUUGGAUCUUACAAAGUGUCCCUCAAGGACCACACCUGUGAUUGCGGAUAUUUCCAGGCUCUUCAUUAUCCAUGUCGCUAUGCCUUAG
This is a messenger RNA of Arachis ipaensis, 1101 nucleotides long. RefSeq lists its product as uncharacterized. NCBI's taxonomy places the organism in Eukaryota, Viridiplantae, Streptophyta, Magnoliopsida, Fabales, Fabaceae. The record is from RefSeq and is a predicted model, not a curated record.